UGAGGAAUUCAAGUUCAGUACACGCGUAGCGCUCAAUCCGUUUGGACGGUGGUGAGAAAUAAGCUCGGAAGUCGACGGCAAAACAUAAUACAUAGUAUUUGUAAUAUAAUAAUAACAAACGUUACAACGACCCCAAACGCGAUUAUUUAAUUGCUGACACAAAGGAAUCACAUUGCAAAAAAAUAAUUAAAAAAAAAUACAAAUUUAAAUAAAGGAAAUAAAUAAUUAUUAUUUUAAUAAGGACUGCUCAAGCGGAAAAUUGAUUGUUUUAAUUAAAAAACGCCUUAUUUUCAAACAAAAGUUAAAAUAACUAAAAAAUAGAAAAGUGUAAGCUAAAAAAUAAAUAUUUUUUUUUUUGAAAAAUAUCAGCGCAACUUAACGUUAUCACAAUGCCAUCGGAAAAAUCAAUUUACAAUCCGAAUCCGGCAAUCAGCCGUGAUGCCUACAUAUCCAGCAUGGCUGAGUAUAGAAAAUUCUAUGAGGAAUCAUUGGAUAAUCCAGAGGAAUUCUGGAUGCGCGUAGCCAAACAAUUUCAUUGGGAAACACCAGCCGAUCCAAAAAAGUUCCUGCAAUACAAUUUUAAUAUAACCAAAGGACCAAUUUCCAUUAAAUGGAUGGAAGGUGCUUCCACAAAUAUUUGCUAUAAUCUUUUAGAUCGCAAUGUACGCAACGGGCUGGGCGACACUAUAGCCUAUUACUGGGAAGGCAAUCAUCCCGACGACUAUUCUCGUGGUCUCACCUAUCGUAAAUUGCUGGAAGAAGUCUGUCGCUUCGCCAACGUACUUAAAGAUCAUGGCGUCAAGAAGGGCGAUCGUGUCUCCAUCUAUAUGCCGAUGAUACUUGAACUGCCGAUCGCCAUGUUGGCUUGUGCCCGCAUCGGUGCUGUACAUUCCAUUGUUUUCGCCGGCUUCUCAUCCGACUCGUUGGCGGAACGUAUGUUCGAUUGCCAGGCAAAGGUGUUGAUCACCGCUGAUGGCGCUUGGCGUGGCGAGAAACCAUUGUACCUGAAGGCACUCUGUGAUGUGGCUUUGGAAAAGGUUGAAGAGAUGGGUCACACGGUGGAAAAGUGUAUUGUGGUGUCACAUUUGAAACGUGUAACACCCUGUGCUGAUGAUCAUGUCGAACAGGAUAUACCGUGGACGGAAGAUCGUGAUUUCUGGUGGCAUGAGGAGAUGGAGGACAAGGAGCCAGCCUGUUACCCCGAAUGGAUGGAGGCUGAAGAUCCACUUUUCAUGUUGUAUACAAGCGGUUCCACCGGCAAGCCAAAGGGUGUUUUGCAUACCACAGCGGGUUAUUUGUUGUAUGCGGCAACAACAUUCAAAAUUGUCUUCGACUAUAAGCCAGGUGAUAUUUAUUGGUGCACAGCUGAUAUUGGCUGGAUCACCGGACACACGUAUGUGGUAUAUGGACCCUUGGCUAAUGGCGCUACAUCGGUGAUGUUCGAGGGCACACCCUUCUAUCCGGAUAAUGAUCGUUUUUGGGCAGUGAUCGACAAAUAUAAGGUGACACAAUUCUAUACCGCACCUACAGCUAUACGUGCGUUGAUGAAGUUCGGCGAAGCACCUGUUUUGAAGCACAAUCUAAACGGUUUGAAGGUACUAGGCAGCGUGGGUGAGCCCAUCAAUCCAGAAGCUUGGCUGUGGUUCUAUCGUUAUAUUGGUAAAGAGAAGUGCUCGAUUGUUGACACAUUCUGGCAGACAGAGACUGGUGGUCACGUGAUCACACCCAUUCCCGGCGCUACGCCAAUGAAACCGGGCUCAGCGUCAUUCCCAUUCUUUGGCGUUAAGCCCACGCUACUCGAUGAGAGUGGUGUUGAAAUCAAGGGCGAAGGUGAAGGUUACCUAGUAUUCUCACAACCAUGGCCGGGUAUGAUGCGCACUUUGUUUGGCAAUCAUGAACGUUUUGAGAGCACAUACUUCUCGAAAUUCCCUGGCUUCUACUGCACUGGAGAUGGUGCACGCCGCGAUGCCGACGGUUACCUCUGGAUCACCGGACGUGUCGAUGACAUGCUUAACGUUUCUGGACAUCUUAUGUCCACAGCCGAAGUGGAAUCAGUGCUUACCGAACAUCAUCGUGUAGCCGAAGCUGCAGUCGUCUCGCGACCACACACAGUGAAGGGUGAAUGCCUCUAUUGCUUCAUAACACCUAAUGAGAAUGAAACAUUCGACGCCAAACUCGUCUCGGAAUUGAAGAAAUUGGUGCGUGAACGCAUCGGACCAUUCGCCAUGCCCGAUGUGGUACAACAUGCACCCGGUUUGCCCAAAACACGCUCCGGCAAGAUAAUGCGUCGUGUGCUGCGCAAAGUAGCGCUGAAUGAUCGCAAUGUUGGCGACAUCUCAACGCUGGCCGAUGAGAGUAUCGUGGAUCAAUUGUUCAAGAACCGACCGGCGGAAAAGUAAAUAACAGUAAAGCAAGGAAUGUACAACUGCGACAUGCAUGCAGACAAAAGUAGGUAGGGUGGUGCAUGUUUGUAUGGAAAAAGAGAAUAUAAAAAUUUUAGAAAUAAUUUGUAAAAAGUAGGAAAAGGAGAAGACGCCGACGGCGACGAUGUGCAACGAUACAGUUAGUGGGCAGCGAAUUGGUGCUAGGCAAUUCAAAAUAUGCUUGCCAAAGCAAGUGCUUAAGAUUUGAGAAAAAAAUUGAAAAAACAAA
Molecule: messenger RNA, 2652 nt
Organism: Bactrocera dorsalis (oriental fruit fly)
Lineage: Eukaryota; Metazoa; Arthropoda; Insecta; Diptera; Tephritidae
Gene: AcCoAS
Product: acetyl-coenzyme A synthetase
Exons: 6
Coding region: 390-2399 (669 amino acids)
Molecular function (GO): AMP binding; acetyl-CoA synthetase activity
Source: RefSeq, a predicted model, not a curated record